GUUUUUGUUGUUAAAUUCUUUGGACAGUGGAGCUAAUGAAGUUUGUAAGCAGAGUUAGUAAUGUGGUAGUUUUUGUUGUGAAAUGGUAGGGUCGUAGGGGUGUGUUUACGGUUUGCCAGAGGUUGGAAGUGACGUUUGAGUAUGUCGCAUGAUGAAAAUGUUUCAGCAUCUGUUGUCGAGAGCAGGCACUUUGUAGAUGAUGAUGGAAUUAACAAGCUUACAGUGGGACUGUUGUCUUUGUAUGAAUCGGAUCUUGUGAAAGCGAAAGGGCAACUUGAUGAGUUGACAAAAAAGCAGAUGUCCGUUAUCACUCAACUGCAGGACGAAAAUGAAAAACUAAAUAAAAUGCAGUGCACGAACGAUCUGCAAGAAAUGUGCACCAUGGUGAGACAGUAUCAUACAAAGCUUACUACGAUUAAAAAGGAUAUGUCGCAAUUACAUGAAAGGAGCUUGAAACUUAAAAAAAGAGCCAUGAAGCUUCAGCAGAUAAAACAGAAGGAAGCCUUGCAACGCCAGCAUCAGCGAGAACUACAAAUACAGCGAGAACAAGAGUUAAUUGCAAAGCCACUUGCUGCACAGAAAAAGAAUUGACAUUUGCCAGACAUUGUAGAAACUAUUCCAGUGGGCUGAGAGAAAUCUUAGGAAUGAGAAAGCAAGAUUUUAAAAAUGCAGAGUUGCUGGAUGGUCUGGAAGUUAUAAACAAGAUGCGGUGAAAUGAUUUUCUACCUGCAAUAGGCCAUAGCUACUAAACUUUGGACAUAAAAACUGGCUUUUUUAUGCUGUGCCGUCAUGAAACCAAUUCGUAUAACUGCCAAGACCAACAGCAAUGGUUGAUAAGGUAUUUGUUGGCUCUUUAGCAAAGGGAAACGGCACAACUGAAAUGGCCCGUAUGAACAUAAAGGAUUAAUUGGAACUCUCAACAUUUACUCAGGUGUAGGUGGUAGGGUUUUCACAGUUCCAGCUCCUUGAAGUUGUUAAGGGGAAGAUAAAGAAUAGUGCUGGUACACUAGAUUAAUUUUUGGUGUUACAGAAAGUACUUGAAUCCUUCACUGGUGGAACACUGAUUUCCAACAUAGAUUAUUUGUGGAUCUCUUAUUCAAAUCACCAAUAAAAUUAAGAUAUUGUUAUCUUGAUGACUGUUUUUCAGAGUAUAUUUUAUGCAUCUAUUUAAUAUGUCAAAGUAAACCCAGCUACCUGUAAUUAUUAGUGCCUCAUCUGAUAUUUCACAGAAUUGCUCAUUAACACUUCACUGGGUGGAGUGUUAGAAAUUGUUGCUUAUGCUACAAAAUAAACUGUUACUGUGAAAGAGA
Messenger RNA from Schistocerca nitens (vagrant locust), 1310 nucleotides. Its product is annotated as biogenesis of lysosome-related organelles complex 1 subunit 6-like. Bases 142 to 591 code for a protein of 149 amino acids. Gene Ontology annotation, cellular component: transport vesicle; BLOC-1 complex; extrinsic component of membrane. The record is from RefSeq and is a predicted model, not a curated record. Gene Ontology annotation, biological process: intracellular transport. Lineage: Eukaryota; Metazoa; Arthropoda; Insecta; Orthoptera; Acrididae. The transcript has 5 exons.